AUGGCAGAACCAAACGACUGCACUGUACCUUCCUCUUUCAUGGAGGCCACAGGAGCCACGAAUGUUGCGCCCAACGCCGCCACGCCAGCUCGUCAGCAAAGACUUUCCCUGAUAGACCUUCCAUCGGACAUAUUGAUCUUGAUACUAGAACAAGUCUGCCAAUACUCUGGGACAAUCAAGCCUCUGCUGCAAUGGGGAGACUCUAAGUUCUUCCUGAAAGGCCAGUCAGUCGCUAAUAUUCGGCGCGCAAACCCCCAAUGGCGGAACAUCGUACCAGUGGCUCUCACAGCGUUCAAUGUUGCACUGGUCUGCAAGACUUUCAAAGAGUUCAUAGAUGACGGAAACUUGUUCUACAAGCUGAACAUUUUCGAAUUCGACAUCUACCAGACCUUGGUCGACUAUCUGAAGUCCCUUCCACGUCGUCGUCGACAAGCCGUCCGCCACAUCAAGCUGAUUUGCGAUCCAACCCAGAAAUUCGGCUCUCCUUGCGCCAUGUUAUCCACCUUAAAGGAUCUACGAUUCUUAACUUUAGACAUCACCUUGUUGGCUUCCUACUUUGUCAGAAGCUCGCAGGACUACCAUAUACUUGCGUCCCUACGUGGGCUCAAGAGAUUACGUUUGGUCUACCAAGAGAAUGACGACUCGGACCUUCUAGACACCGUGCUCCAACUUCGUGGAGAAGACAUGACCGCAGGCAAAAAGAAGCUGCUGCGGAAAGAGAUCGAAGAAGUCGAGGUUGCCUUAAACAAGCAAGUCAAAAAAACUCGACGUAUUACUGUAUGGUCACUUCUAAGUCUUGGCGACUACGAUCGGGCACUCAGAAAAUCGUCGGUGAAAUUGGGCGGCACGACCCAUUUGCGGACUAUAUUAAGCCGUAUUUCUGCUCGGGAAGCCUUCGACCAAUCAUUUCCUGCACCAACGAACAUUACUUGGGAGCCGAGCGAUCAGGACAACGAGAACUGGCCCAUCGAUCCUGCGGCAAAUACAGCAUGGGCACCCGGCGGAGAGUGGUCGCAAGAUUCAACCCCGAGAGGCUGGUUUCAAUCCCUCCUACCACCAUUCCGAAGAUACUCAGGCUAGUCUUUAAGACGCCAGAUGGUGUCAGGUAGUCAUGGUUCGUGUGAGUUAUCCUUUUUG
Molecule: messenger RNA, 1137 nt
Organism: Mollisia scopiformis
Lineage: Eukaryota; Fungi; Ascomycota; Leotiomycetes; Helotiales; Mollisiaceae
Exons: 2
Coding region: 1-1080 (359 amino acids)
Source: RefSeq, a predicted model, not a curated record